This is a messenger RNA of Mauremys reevesii (Reeves's turtle), 2449 nucleotides long. RefSeq names its product interleukin 5 receptor subunit alpha (gene IL5RA). NCBI's taxonomy places the organism in Eukaryota, Metazoa, Chordata, Testudines, Geoemydidae. Gene Ontology annotation, molecular function: cytokine receptor activity; protein binding. The coding region runs from base 65 to 1159 and encodes 364 amino acids. The transcript has 10 exons. The record is from RefSeq and is a predicted model, not a curated record. Gene Ontology annotation, biological process: immunoglobulin mediated immune response; cytokine-mediated signaling pathway. Gene Ontology annotation, cellular component: membrane; external side of plasma membrane.
UCUGCACUGCCAAUUUCCUCCUCUGACUCCACAGAUUCAACCUGCAACUUUGCUUCUGAAGGCUAUGGCCAUCGUGAUGAGCAUUUUUCCAGUUCUCCUUUGGAGAAUGAUGGCGUUUCAGGCAAACUUAUUGCAAGCUAAAGGAAUUCAGGUUCUCCCACCUGUUAACUUCACUCUCACAGUCUCUGCACUAGCAGAAGUACUUUUGCAAUGGAAACCAAACCCUGACCAAGAAAAGAACUACACUGUUGAAUACAAUGUGGAAAUUCUGACUCCUGAGAGGGAACCGUUUGAGACAAAGAAAACUUGCAUUACCCGUACGGCUGUGCUUCAUAAUGGUUUUUCUGCACGUAUUCGGACAUUGCUUCUCUAUAACAACUCGCAAAUAGAAAGUAACUGGGUUACAGCUAAACUUCAAGCUCCACCAGGUGCUGUUGAGACAUCAGUUACUAACUUAUCCUGUGUGAUUUACACGGACAUUAAUAAUACUGCAUCUCUUCAUUGCACCUGGCUUGCUGGCAAAGAGGCACCAGAAGAUACAAAAUAUUUUCUAUUUUACAGGUAUAAUAGCUACACUGAAGAAUGCCAAGAAUAUAGUAAAGACAAAUGGGAGAGAAAUAUUGGUUGCCGAUUUUCAAACACUUACAUAAAGACUAGUGAAGCUGAUGAAGUCAUCAUACACAUUAAUGGGUCAAGCAAGUACACUGCAAUCAAACCUUUUGAACAGUUAUUUAAUCCACAUGCCAUUGAGAAAGUGAAUCCUCCCAGAAAUGUCACCGUGUCUUUAAAACAAAACAACCUCCGGAUCACGUGGGAAAUGCCAGUUUCUUCUUUCAUAAAGGAAUGUUUUGAAUAUCAACUUUACAUCUACAACUGGAAGAUGGAUUACAAACAGAUACUGGAAACAGAGUUCAAUGAUUUCAAUUUAAGUAUUGAUGACACCUGCAGAUACUCCGUACAGAUAAGAGCUAAUCAUCAAUCAUGGUGUAGUGAAGGAUUUUGGAGUAAUUGGACUGAACCUCUUUAUAUUGGAAAAAACCAGCCAAGGACUCCAGUAGACUCCAAGGCCUACACGGUUCUCAUUGCGCUUAUAGUAUUCGUAUGUUCCACGGCAUUGCUUACUGCUAUAAUAUGCAGAAAGUCUUUUUAUAUACAGUAGCUCUGCUGCUUGCUGAAACCAGAAGGCUGAAUCUACAUGGCGGUCCACCAGUAAGAAACUACUCUGGCCUCAUUCUGAAAGACCCUUAUCAAAUCCUGUUAAUUGCCAACACCGCUGUGAAGUGUCGAGAACUGACUACCUGCCCAUGUUUCUCACUGUCAUGGCUCUCCAACUGAUGAUCGGUUUAUCUUUCCUUCAGGCGUUGUUGCUCCUUCUAGACAGCAGGAGUGAAGGACAGGGUAAAGAUGUGGCAACCUUUACUUUGUCUGCUGACAGACCCAUUGAGCCUUUGAAUCUUACUAAGAAAUCAACCUCUCCACCUGAGGACAUAAUAAAGCCUCCAAGCAAGCAAGGUGAUUGUGCUGGCAACCUCUCCCUUGCUGCCUCACUGCCGGAUAGCUAAGUGAAUUAAGACUACGAAAUCUCGAAGAAUAGCUUGCGGAAGCUAGCCAAAACUACCUGAAAAAUGAAACUUGUAGUGUUCCUCAAACUCUCCUCCUUAAUGAACUGGGAUGGGGCUAAUGGAGCAGCUGGAUGGUCACUCGGUAGCGCCCAAGACUUUGUUGCCUUGCUUUGCUCAUGUGACCCAUGGUUUGGCCCACGUGAGCAAAGGAGGGAUGAUUGCACUGGUGUCACGACACUAGUAGUGCACGAUAGUGGUAAGCCGGUCCGGACUAAACCGGCAGCUCACCCCACUCUGUAGGGCCUGUCUGUGAAUAUCUGGAUUGACUUUAUCAACAUGCCAAAAGGUUGCUCAUAUGAAUAUGUGUCUGUAUAGUCUCUGGAUGGAUUGAAGCCUUACCUUGUGCAGAGGCUGCCUCCAUCACAGUAGCAAAGAAAUUGUUUAGGGAUUUUUAUUGAUGAUUUGGUCUCCCUGUUUCUAUAAAAAGUGAACGUGGUACCCACUUUAUGGGUCAAGUCAUACAGCAAGUCUGCAAGGCUCUCCACAUUGAGCAGCCUUCACAUUGUGCUCACCAACCUCAGAGUGUAGGGGCAGUGGAACGGGAAAGGGGAACUUACAGACAAACUAGCCAAACCGUGUAAGGAAUCAAUCAUGAAAAGGUCCCCUUUGCUAUUUGGUUACCUAUUUGGUAAAUAACCAAACGUAUAUCCACAGAACUUGUCUGUUUUCCUGCUUAGAGGCCAUCCCUGUAGCUGAUAACAUCACCUGUACCUUAUUACAGUAUUCUCCCUCUCAUACUACAAACCCAGAGGCAUCGCAGGAAGUUGUCCACGUAUAUAACCAAUAGCUGUGGUAUAGCCCCUAUAGAAAAGAGACCCAGAGGGAUU